CAGCAAUGAAUGGGGAUGGAACACACAUGUCAUUGCCUACGUUUAUAUAUCUGCAAUGUCCCAGCAUGAUAUAACAUGCCCAGCUUGAGAUUCUUAGAGUGAACCCUACAGUGUUGCUGCUUCUUGAAGAAUCCAUGGACUGCUUUACCACAUGCUGAGCUUCCAUGAUUUACAGAUAUAUGGAUCUACAGGUGGCAAUCGUCUACCAGCAGCAGAGAACUGAAGGGUUAACAUUCUCUUUAAAUUCGAAUAGAACUAUUGAGACAUUUGGAUUGUGAAACAGAUCCAUUGCUGUAAUCAGGAAAGGUGGGGGAGGACACAGUAAGAGGGGGCAGUGUGUGUAAAGUCGCAUUUAAGUAGAGACAUUGACUGACAUCGUUGUAGAUGGACAUGUAAUGUGAGUAGUCAGAUCUAAUGUAAAGUAUGGAGGCUGUACAAGCAUGUGUGCUGUUAAUAUGUUGUAUGAUAUUGAAGGUUAAUGUUUGUAGUGUUGUGCAAAGUGGAAAAUGGGGGAGAGUAAAGUGUGGGGGGGAGGGGGGAUUGGAGGUUCAAUGUGUAUAUUUUAUUACUGCAGCAAAGACAGGCACGUAAAAACAGACUAGUCAAUGAUUGACCGAGAGAAACAGGAGGGAUACAGUGACAUAGGUGGGCUGAUACACACACAAGCUGGAUAUAGUAAGAAAGGAACACACAGAGCGAAAGAGGCAGAUAGAGGGAUGGUGAAGGACUGGAGGGAGGGUGGUGCAGCUGCGUUGUUCUGAUCACACAUUCACUGCUGUUGCUAUGGGAGGAAGGCAUUUCAACGCACCCAAAAGAUGCUACAUUUCCAGGGGUGGGAGAAGAGACACUAUUGCUGGGGGUGGGAUGUUAUGGUGCAAUACAGGAUGAGAUCUGGGCUGAAACAAAGAGGGUAUAGGCAAGGACAGCAUUGGCACCUGGUGAAACCACACUUGGAGUCUGAGCAACAGAUUUCUACAGCAGCUACUGUGUAGACACGGGAGAGAGGAGGGAGAUGGGGAGCAGAGAGGCAAAGAUAGUUUGUGCAAGAAAUUGAGACAGAGGGCAUGUAAUAAUAAAGACAGGCAAAGGAGAGUCACAAUACAAACUCGAGGGAGAGGGGGUUGUCAGAUUGGGAUAAGAGGGAUGCGGAAUAUUUGGAGGAGACUGGAGGUAGUUGAGAGGUUUAGGAUAUGGUGGGUGGAAGGCUGAGUCAGGUUAUUCAUCCACCCUCUAUGCUUGGGGAGGGGGGGUAAUGAAAUGACUCAUUCUUUUUGUUUUCUGACACUUCAGCUUUAAAACACCUUUUGCAGAAAAAAUGCUCAGACCUAUUUAUCCUCUGUCUCAAGGUUACAACUUGCAAAAUCUCAAUAUUUUGUUUUAUAGCUGCAUUAGUCUCUUUGCUUCUAAUACCUAUAUUUUAUUCAUAGCUAUAACUAUAGCAUUUCUUACAUACAACAUCCGUUUUUAUAUGGUUUAGAAUUAGAUACUUUGGUUCUAAUGCUCUGAUGACCUUAACAUAACUACUAUAACUUCUAUUAACCCUUUUUAUUUCCCAGAUUGCUGUCACCUUGUGCUAAGUAAGGUAUCCCUGGUCUACCCAGAAGCCUUUUCUUUCACUUCGGGCAACAAUGGCAGGGGUAAGAUUCUGAAUUUCUAAAUUAAUUUGAUAGUUACAUUGUUAUAGCCUUGGGUAAUCUCCUUACCUGCAUAGACAUGCUGAUUAAUGCAACACUGUGCAACUGCAUGAAUUAAAAUGAAUGUUGUUUUUUUAUUAACCACUCCUUACAUCUCACAAAUGUUUUUAAAAAAACUAAGCAGGGUUUUUUCAGACUUGUCUACAGGACCCAGUACUAGACCAGAAUGUGAGGUUAUCCCUACAGCUGUUAAAAUGUGUGCACCUUUAAUUAACUCGUGCUAAAACAGGCAAAAGUUUGGUUUCUGAAAUCAAGUCUAAAAAAAAUAAAAUCCUAGGUAAACUGUGAUUUUGAUAUGUCUGUGCCCAGUUUAAAAUCUAUUGAUCUUGACAUUGCCAGAGUUGAAAAGGUUUCCCGUUUCUGAAUUUUGUGAGCAGGAAUGUCCUGGUAUCCUCUUAAUGUAAUAGAAAUAUAUUUUCUUAGAAUAAUAUUCAAUAAUGGUGGGUGGAAUGUUGUUCUAGAACAACUUUUUGUUUAUCUUUCCUUCAAUAGAAGCACAGCCUUCAUAUAUUUUUGUACAUAAUUUAAGCCUACAAAAUACAUUUUUACUGUAUUGAAUUGCUGAUGAUCUAUAAAAUAAUUGAUUCUUCUUUUAUCAUCAUUUUUAUUAUUUUUGGCAUUUAUAUAACGCUAACAUACUCCGUGGCACUUUACAAUAUUAUAAAAGGGGGUAAUUUAACAAUAAAUUAGACAAUUACAAAAUGUUACAGGUACAGGUACCCUGCUCAUAGAAGGUUACAGUCGAGAAGAGGUGUAACAACAAGGUGGAAAGUAGCAAAACUGGAGAAAGUGAGAGUGGAGUGUGGCCCUUAAAGAGAGACCAAGAGACAGGUUUAUGAAAUAGAAGUAACACUCGGAGGCCAUAAGCUUUUCUGAAAAGAUGGGUUUUGAGGGACUUCUUAAAUGAUUGAAGACUAGGGGUGAGUCUAGGAUAGGCAGGCCGCAUAUGAGAAGUCCUGCAAGUGUGAGUUAGCAGUAAGAGUGCAAGCAGUGGACAGAAGGUCACCGGCAGAGCAGAGAGACCAAAUUAGUGAAGAAAUAUAACAAGGACUACAGUUAUUAGGAGAUGUAUAGAUAAGGGUUAGUAUUUUCAAUUAACUCUUAUAGGAUACAGGAAGACAAUGUAAGGAUUGGCAGAGGGGUGAGGUGUGAGAGAAGCGAAAGUAGAAAAAAAUAAUCCUGGCAGCAGCAUUCAUUACAGACUGUAGCGAGGCAGUAUGGCUUCUGGGGAGACCAAUUAGGAGAGAAUUACAGGAACCAAUCUGAGAAAUUACUAAAGCAUGAACAAGCUCCUUAGUAGCAUGUAAGAAAGAAAAGAGCAGACGCGGGCAAUGUUUUUAAGGUGGAAUCGUGAGGCAUAAAGGUGAGGCCAUAUUCAAAGAUAACACUAAGACAGUGAGCUUGCAAGGAGGGGCUUAUGCGUGCACCAUCGACUUGCAGUGAGAGCUUAAGAGGAAAAUUAGUAUUAAGAGGAGGAAAUCAGAGGGAAUCCAAUCAGAAAUGGAAGAAGGCCAACCGAUGAUGAGGACAGCAGAGAAGAGAUUAGAAAGGAGAGAUAUAUCUGAGUGUCACUGGCAUACAGGUGAUAGCAGAAUUCAAAGGAAUUACAAAGUUUGCCAAGAGAGGCAGAAUAAAAAGAAAACAAAAGUGGACCAAGAACAGAACCUCCAGGAACUCCAGCCAAGACAGGACGAGGGGAGGAGGUAUUAUUAGAAAAGGAGACACUGAAUGAACGUUGGGAGAGAUAGGAGGAGAACCAUGAGAAGACAGUGUUACAGAGACCGAGAGAUUGAAGAGUUAGAAGGCGGAGGACAUGAUCAACAGUGACAAAGGCUGCUGGGAGGUCAAGAAGAAUUAGUAUAGAGUAGUAAUCUUUGGAUUUAACUGUGACUAGAUCAUUAGUAACUUUAAUCAGAGAGCUCUCAGUAGAGUGGAGGGUGUGUAAGGCAGCUUGAAGUCGAGGAGAGAGUUGUAAUUGGGAUAACUAGGUAUAUCCAGAUAGAUUGGGAUAGCUAGGUAACAGGUAAAAACAAGUAGUUCUAGACGUUUUGAUGAAAAAGGGAGCAGGGAUAGGGAAUGGUAGUUGAAAAGGGAAGACGGGUCAAGAGAUGACUUUUUUAGGACUAGUACAAUAGUAGCAUAUUUAAGGGGAGCAGGGACAAUGCCAGAAGAAAGAGAGCAGUUGAAGAUACACAUUAAAGACAGCACAAGACAAGGGAAGAGAGAUCUGAUAAAGUGAGAUGGGACAGGAUCAAGCGGGCAAGAGGUGGGACGGAAAGCAAUCGGAAAGUAGAGUGCAAAGCUAUCGACUGAAAGGUUAGUAUGGGAGGGUGGCAACAGCAGGGUGAAGAAGAGAGUUGAAAGUAUCAAAGAGACACCUGGGAUUGUGCAUGAACUAAUGCGAGACGAAAAGUAUGAUUCUUUAGCAAUAGUCAAAAAUAAAAAUUAAGAAGUGGAGAGAUGUUUAUGUGGUGAGCCCCUACCCACAUGCAGUCAAAGAUGAGAAAUAGUAAAAAAAAAAAACUGGAUAUACUUAUACUCCUUAAUGAGUAGUAGUUACGCAUUCAAGAGCACAGGUAGCAUGUAGAAGAAGAAAUUUAAAAGACUUUUACUAUUUCUCAUCUUUGACUGCAUGUGGGUAGGGACUUACCACCUAAACAUCACUCCACUUGAUUUUUAUUUUUGAUUAUCUUUAAUGUGUGGUGAAGGGAAUACCCUGAAGUGUUGCAGCUGGAUUAUAUAAUAUUUGAGAUAUCACUCACUUUAAUUGUGUAUAGGUAUAUUUUAUCCCUACACAUUUUUUACUAUACCACUUAGCGCUCCGAGACAAUCCAAUCUUAGUCUUUAGUAAUAGUGAUGGCUGCGCUGACAGAACGCAUGAUGAAUUUAUAAUGGAGAAAGUCUGACAAAGUAUAAGACUUCUUCCAGCAGCAUCCAGCUGAACGGGAGCAUCUCUGCAGGUGGCAGGUUGAGUUAGUGUGCCAUGAUUGGAGGCGAAGAGAAUUCAGGUUCCAAUUGAGUUGAGGAGGGUUAGGCUAAGAAUGUUGGGUGAGGGGGCUCUUAAGAACAAAUGAUAAGAGGUGGUUAUCUGGGAGAGGAAAUGGAGUGUUACAGAGAUUGAGACUGUGUAUACAUCUGAAAAUAUUAAAUCAAGGGUAUUGCCAGUUACAUGCGUGAGAGUAUCAGCCCAAGGGAGGAAGCAAUUUAAAGAAGUUUUAAGGGUGGAGGUCAAGGGUGGAUUAAUUGGAAUGUUGAAGUCCCUAAGAAUUAGGCAUUGAAGAUUAGGUGAAAAGAGUAGGGAAGUCAUGCAGCAAAAUGGUCAAGGAAGAGAAGAGGGGACCCAGGAGGGCGGUAAAUAAUGGCAAUGUUUGUAGAGGUGGGUUUGAACAGACGAUGAAGAGAAAGAGAAGGGAAGGGGUGGGUAAAGGUUUGAAGGAGCAGUACCCAUGUAAGACAUGCUGGGUUAUUCUCUAAAGUGAGAACUGAAAGUGAAUUUUGAAUUGCAGGUUAAAAUAGCAGAACUGAAAAAUUCUCUAAGUUGAUUAAGAUGCUAUGCUUUCAGUUUGGCUGGCCUUAAAUUUUAAAUUCUCUUUGAAUUCACGUUGUAUUCUCACUUUAUUGAAUAACCCUGACAGUGUUUUAUUUGUAUUGCUUUUCUUUUCAAAUAUUGUUUUAUUACAUCAAGAUAAUAGAAGAUUAUAUUGUUUUAAAGUUUGAAAAAGUAUGCCUUAACCUAGCACAACAUUUUAUGUAAUAUAUGAAUGUGAAUGAUGACUAUAGAGAGGUUAUGGUUAAAGGGACACUCCACUGCCCAAAUAAAAAAAUAAAUCAAUUAAUAAAAAUCACUGUUUAUGAGAUAUACUCCCAAUAAAAACAUGCAUGCAUAUAAUUAUGCAUUUUUUAAAUUGGAGGUAUAUCUAAUAACAGCUUGCAAAAUCUGCAGAUCCUUUGUAACCCAGCCCAGACUUUAUGUCACUGUCCAGCAAAAGACUUCCCAAUGCAGUUUAAUUAGAAGUCUUUGCAAGGCAGGUGUUCUGAGUACUUGUCUGCCUCUUCACUGAGCUAACCAACCAGGAAGUUAGAAGUAAGUUGUCUGAGUGACAGCCAUGCAGUUUACCAAGCUUAAGUUUUAAAAGAGCCAAUUUCUACAUAGUAAUUUGCAUGUUUUGUAAAUUAAAAAAGGGGACACACUAUUCACACAUAAAGCACCUCAACAAGCUGUAUUGCUUUAGGGGCAUGGAGUGUCCCUUUAAUUGAUUUAAAUUAUUACAUUUCUUUAUUUAUUGCUAUUAGCUUAUAAUGGAGGCAGAUUCAAGUUAAUAUGGACUAGUGAAAAACAUUGCAGAUUUAUCAAAGUGUUCGGUUUUAAAAAGAGGUCUAAAGUCUUUAAAGUGGAGCAAUUAUUAUGGGAAUCAAUGUAACCAGCAGGUGACUCCUCUCUUUUACAUUUUUGCUCCCAAUGUUUCUUGUAUCAUAAAAAUAGAUUAUUGACAAUAUAAUUUUAUUUUAUCAUUAGAACAAAACAUGCCAUAAACCAGAUCUCUUUACAGGUAAGUGAACUUAAUUAAUCUGUUAAGGAAGCAUUGCUGACCUGUUUUGCAGCCUUGCUGAUUACUAAACACUGUGUUAGCAUUGCUAAGCCUAACUAUCUCAGCUUGAACAAAACCGGUGUUUGUUAUACAACCUUACCUUUGAUUUUCCUUGAUUGUUAUGGUUUCAGUAAAGAAUAACCAAUCUAAAUUAAAAGCACUAAUUUAUUUUAUAUCUUACUGCAUAUAGUACUAAAACAUGUGUACAGUCAGGGCUUUAUUUACCUUCCUUGCUGCCCCAAGGCCAAUUUCCUCAAAUCACCAUCUCCUUAUAUAUCUCAUAUUGCACAAAAAUGGUGUAUGUGAUUGGAUGGGUGAAAUGACUAGUUUGGGAAUUUUAUUGAAUACAUUAAUGCAUCUAGUUUAUGGUAUGUUUAAAUGGUGUACAAUGUAAUUAGGUGGGUGGUUGGAUAAUAAGUGGUAAAGGGUUGUGUAUGUGUUUAGUCAGUGGCGUACACAAGAUCCAUGGUGCCCCGGUGCGAAAAUUGAUCCGUGGACCCCCCCCCCCGCGCGCUCGCGCUUACUCUGCGUGGGCCGGUGCCGCUACACAUGGCGGCGGGCACCUGGUCGCAGGGCUGUGACCGCAGUGUGCCGCCAGUGCAUGCAGAUACACUUAAAGGACCACUAUAGGCACUCAAAUCACUUCAGCUCAACUGCUAUGUUUCACGGAGGGUUAAUCCAGCCUCUAGUAGCUGUCUCACAGCCGCUAGAGGCGAUUCUGCUGGACGUCCAUAGGAAAGCAUUGAGUAAUGCUUUCCUAUGGGCGGUUUGAAUACGCGCAUGCAGAGCUGAGAGGCGGAUCGGGGCGGAGAGAUCCCCAGCACCAAUGGAGCCCGGCACUGGAAAAAGGUAAGUGCUGAAGGGGUUUUAACUACACACACACACUCUCACGAACAGACGCAUACACACUAUCUAACAGACACACACAUUUACUAACAGACACACACUCAGUGACAGACACACAUACACACUCACUUACAAAACAUACACUCUCACUGACAAACACACACUAACACAUACAAACUAACACUCAUUAACAGACACACACACUCACAUUUUUUUUUUAAUUUUAUUUAAUCCCCCAGCCUCCCUACCUUUGGGAGUGCUGUGGGGAUUCCUGCUGUCCCUGAGGUCCAAUGGGGUCCUGCUGUCCCUGGGGUCCAGCUGUGCCUGGGGUCCAGUGGGGCUGCUGGGCGGGCGGGCGCACGAGGGAGGGAGCUAGGGACUAUAGUUUGUGUUUGGAGGUGCAGACCAUCUCUCACUCUCAGCAUCAGGACAGCCUGGCCAGUAAGGGAGAUUUUUGAUUUCCCUACUAGCUGUGGAGCCCCCUCUUUUUGUUGGCACUUGAGUUGCGCUGGCCUGUAGGGCUGGUCAGGGAAAUCCCUUGAUAUACCCUGUCGACCCUAGCUCGUGCUUUAAGGCCUACCAGUUUGCCAAUCACCUGGAUUUGCUCCCAAGGUCUGAGAAUGGGCUUGCCAUGCCACCUCUCUUUUGCCUUUGGCCGUGGUGACUUGUGGGAAAUCCGGCCCUGUGUACAUUCAUUACUAAACAACAACAGUAGUAACACAAAUUCUUUGGAAAUUAGGCUGCAGGUCAGUGAUGUUUUUAAAACAGUACUGUCAUGUUUUUUUUUUUUUCUUCUAGUUUUUCUCUCCUUAUGCCCCUUGUAUCUUAAUGGUUGUAUUACCCCAAUUGCCACAUACCUUUAUUUACAUAUUAUAUUUUCUUUCCUGUCCUGGAUCUCAAUAAUGUUGUUCUCCUCUCUUCAUGAUGGCUGCAGUUUGCCCUUCUGUGGGAUUCUUUUUAUUCUUUAUUUUACUUGUUCAUCGGUUAGACAUGUACGUUUGCAAAGCCACAACAGCUAUUGCGAACUAGUUCAAGAGACAUAGGAAUACAGUUGUUAGCAUUUGAUGACACUGCACAUUUUUGUUAAAUUUUAUAUCAAAAGAGUACAAACUUGUCAUUAACUUACUGCAAUACACACAUAUAUAUAUAUAUAUAUAUAUAUAUAUAUAUAUAUUAAAAUUAGUUGCUAAUGGAGGCCUCAUAUGUGGAUCUGACACAUGCUACAUGCACUCUAUUCUUUAUUCUAUGAGCUCAUAGAAUGCAGAUGUUACAAGAAUGAAAAGCUCAACUAACUAGACAGGGAGCAUAGCCAAGUUUAAAUACGCGUCUGUGUAAUCUAGCUUUGUUGAGAUAUGGGUAAGGGUAUAAAAAAAAAUUUAGAAACAAAAUAAUCUACAUUAACUGACAAGUUGCAAAUUCAUAGUAAAUAAAGACAGCUGGGUAUGAGAAUACAUCUUAGAAGAACAGUUAUUUCACACCUCUUUACAGGGGGAGCUGCUUUUGUUUAUCGACUAGCUCAGCCUAUACCUAUCAUAUAAUGAACUGUGGUAGUUAUGGUCGUCGGGGCCUGGCCUAACUGCAAACCCCCUACCCUGAGCCAAAAGACAGUCCAAGGUACUUGUAUCCUAGGUCCCUUGUCGGCAGACUUGGCUUAGUGUCGGGCCUGAGUAACAGGCUUCUGCAGUGCUCGCUGAGGAAGAGCCUUCUGGGGUUGCAAGCUGUGGGUGUGGGGGUGUCCCAUUAUGAGCUGUGGCCCAGAAGGCACCUGGCUCACAGCCGGAUCGUGUCGCCGAGAUUGGCGCUGUUGUAGAGGCUCCCAAACUUUAUCUCCUCACCAUCCACACUGCGUCAGGGUCUUGCCCAGCUGAUCGUGGUGCGGCUGUGCCUCGCAGUGGGUCUGACUGGGGUGUUGCUGCAGGGUGAGUUCCCCAUUGUCGUUGUUGGAAUCGGCCACGGUAAGCUGGGGGCCCUUCUUGGUUUGAGUGCGUCGGGCUUGGUUCAACUCCGAUAAGGCCUUACGCCUGGAGGAAGGUCCAGUGGCCUCUGUUGCAGCUUGCCACUCAGGAGCGGUAGGGGAGGUUUGCUGGAGCGAAUGGCUUUGUAAGUGGAGCCAAAAGGCUUGACAAAUCCUCUCGAACUUAGCGUCGAAGAUCUCCCGCAAUAUCAGGCCGUCAAGACUUGCAUGGCUUGUUGAGGUUGCAGCGUGUCCGCCAUCUUAGGUGACCACGCGGUCUCAUAAUUGCUGAGUUGUACACCCAAUGGGGGCUGGGAUAUCCCUCGCCGGUCCAAGCGUGCGGGCGGGGAAAACAGGGCUGCUCUGAGUCGGGAGAUCGUCUGUCUCUCCCAACAACUGGACCGUCGGCCUCAGUAGGCCGCAGGCUGAGGUACGGUGUGCUUCCACCAGGGCACCCAGUUUCAGGCUUAAUGUGUAGUUUGGUAUAAUAAGGGUGGUCCCCAGGUAGCUUAGGGUUGUGUCCCGCUGGAUUAGCUGAGGUACUGCAACCAUUUUAGUUCAGGUUGGCAGGAGCUAGCAAGAUACACAUCUGGCCAUCUUGGUUGUCACCUCCAUAGUUCAGGCUUUACCAGUCUUCACAGCAGGAUCAAAGUUGGAAAGAAAUAACAUGUGAUUCAUUGUGGGGGCAGCCAAUGGUUUAUGGUGCAUAUAGUUAUAGAUGUGGGUGCUCUGAGAAGACGCAACACGGUCUAAAAUAAUAUAAUUCAUGAAAGAGUAUCUUGUAGCCCCCACCCCUUGCUCCAUGAUGCAGACCUAAUUGCCCUAGGCUUAAAUACAUCCCUGAGUAGGAUAGAGGCGGAUGAGGAGUCUGUCACACUCUGUUUCCCCGAAUAUAUAGGAUAUAGAAUGUUUAAUUUAAUUUGGGAGAUGAUCAUGACUGGCUUAACAUCUUUAAGCUCAUUAAAAAGGCUUUCUAAGAAUCAUAACCUCGACAGUGUGCAUUCAUAUUUGGAUAGAAUUCAUUAGCUGAGACUGUCAGUUUAUAUUCCUCUCUGAGUUCCAUCCAAGGGUUGACUAAAUUGAUAUAGCUAAAGCGAUAUUGGUGAAGAAGGGCUGGACUGUUUUACAUUAUUAGAAUCAUUUAUUUCUGUUAGCAUAGUGCCACAAAACAUUUGCAGUCUGUUUACUGAAGGACAGAAGAAGUAACAUCACUUCUUUAAAUAAAAUAAGCCUGUAUUCAACAGACAAUAAAAUGAUCAGUUAAACGACUGUUCAAAGGACCAGGAGCUGAUAAAACGGAAUAGGAUAAUACAAAAUUAAAUCUUAAUAAAAUAUUGAUAAAAUGUCAAUAAGGUAAGACCUUUUGGGAAAAAAAACAAACAUAAAAAUAUGAUAGUUUAAGACCUCAUGACCAGUUUUAGCGCAUUAUUUCCUUGUAUCUUCCCUCUGGUAGUGUUUUGUUAUUUUUAUCUCCAUUGAUAUAUAUCUAGCCUGUAGGUAGUUUGAUCUGUGGUACAGAGUGUAUAUUUUAUUGUGUAUUUUAGUUCACUCCUGCUGAUGUCUGACAAGGCUUAAUGAACUGGAAAUGUCUUCUUAAUGGAGUUAUUUUACAAAUAAGCUUCUUUUAAUUCCAUUGUAGUUUGUAUUGCACCAAUUUUCACUCCCAUGUCUUUGCCGGGAAUUCAAAGUCUCUGCUUAUCCUGAGACAUUUUCACACCCAUGGGUCUGCUUGAUACGGAGGGUUCUCUUGUCUGGACUUGGCAGGUGAAAGGUCUGACUGGUACUGUUGAGGUUGCUGCAUAGAUGAUAAAGGCAUGUGUGUCAUUUGCAUUGUAGUAGUAGUAGUGCUUAGAAUAUCAGGUCUUAAUCUACUAACCAAUGUGCAAAACGUACUCACCACCACUUGUAACGAGUUCAUCUUUUGUGUAAGAUGAGAAAAUAUUUUGCCUUCUUACAAGGAAAAUCUGUUUGUCACGCAUCUAAAAAGAUUCUCUAUGCUGAUUGACUCUGUAUUCUCUAAACCUUUUUACACGUUUAUAUACGUCAUCAGUACAAAUGUGUCAAAGGGAAAUGACCGAAAACAAAUAAUUUAAGCAAACAACUCAAUCAUACAUGCUCACUAGUGAUGUCCCGAACUGUUCGCCACGGACUAAUCAUUGAAUAAACUUUGACCCUGUACCUCACAGUCAGCAGACACAUUCCAGCCAAUCAGCAGCAGACCCUCCCUCCCAGACCUUCCCACCUCCUGGACAGCUCACUAAGAAUGCAGCUUCACAAUGGAUGCCGUCCAGGAGGUGGGAGGGUCUGGGAGGUAGGGCCUGCUGCUGAUUGGCUGGAAUGUGUCUGCUGACUGUGAGGUACAGGGUCAAAGGUUACUCAAUGAUGAGUCUGCGGCAAACAGUUCGGGACAUCACUAAUGCUCACUACUCACAUUCUCAAAGACACACAAAACUGGCCAUUCAAGAUGCAGACAUAAUAUAAAAUGAUACAGCACACGCAACUACCCAGACGUAUACACACUAACAACUAAUAAAACAAUAAAAAUAUAUUUUUUAAAAGCACGCCCUCCCCCCAAACUCACUGGAAGGUGCCUCACAAUGUAAAUGACUUCCAGCCCAGGCUGUUUAUUUAUCUGGUGGUACAAUGACUGGAGAGCAAUGUGUAUGCUCUCUUUGAAACAAUCCAUUGUGGCUUCACCGUGCAGGAUUUGUGACCGCAAUGUGUAUUUUUUUUUUAUUUUUUAUUACACUGGCAAUACAUGAGGAAACAGGGAGGCUGCAGCAGUGAAAGAACACUCGUCCUCCAGCAAUGGCCCACAUGCUAGAAUAUUAAAUUAUACUAUACCAUUUAGCAUGACAGGGGAGUGGGGGGAAAGGCCACAAUUUGUACUCGCACAGGUUAAAUGUCCACUCCCUUAUAGCAAAUGGCUGAGUGGACAUUUUGAGCCCUGGCAGUAGAAUGUAUGUUCUGAAAACGUUUGGGAUUAUGAAUUUGAGUCUUUAUAUGUUUAUAUGUUUUGUUUUUUUUCUACUAAUCUAGGUGGGGAAAAAAGUCCAUCAAGUAAAACUUCAAAAUAAUUAAGGCAGUUUCCAAUUAUGCCACAAAAAUGAACAAAAUCCUUCUUGACUCCAUUAUGGCAAUCAGAUUUCCCUUGGAUCAACAACCUGUUCACAUACACAUCAAUUAUAUCCUUGAAUAUUCUGUUUUUGCAAAAAAAAAAAGCAUCCAGGCCUUUUUAAAAACAUCUAUAUAAUCUGAUGACAACCUCUUUAGCUAGACACAUCUUUAUUGUUCUUACUGUAAAGACCCCUUUCCUGUGCUGUAAACAAAAAUACAUUUCUUCCAGUCACAAUGGGUGACCUCUUGUCUGUUUCAUAUUCUCACUAUUAGAUGUGUGAACUAGGCUGAACUUAAAGGAUCACUAUAGGGUCAGGAACACAAACAUGUAUUCCUGACCCUAUAGUGUUAAACCCACCAUCUAGCCUACCUGGGCCUCUCAUGCCUCCAUAAAUAUAGUAAAAAUCUUACUGUAUUCUAACCUGAAGCUGUAACUCUGCAUGCUGUUAGGCUCAGAAAAACAAGCAGUCUGCUGACAUGUGGUAGCCUGAUUCAAUCACAGUGCUUCCCUAUAGGAUUGGUUGAGACUGACAAGGAGGCAGACCCAGCAUGAUUCAACAGCCCUGGCCAAUCAGCAUCUCCUCAUAGAGAUGAAUUGAAUCAAUGAAUCUCUAUGAGGAAAGUUCAGUGUCUGCACGCAGAGGGAGGAGACACUGAAUGUUUGGAUGCAUUUUAGGCAGCCAUGACCCAGGAAUGAUAACUAACAGCUAUCUGAGGAGUGGCCAGUGAAGUUAUCACUAGGCUGUAAUGUAAACACUGCAUUUUCUGUGUUUACAGCAAAAAGCCUGAAGGUAGUGAUUCUACUCACCAAAACAAAUUCAAUAAGCUCUAGUUGUUCUGGUGAUUAUAGUGUCCCUUUAAUGGAUGAAUGUCUCAUUUGUAAUGUAAUUUAUAUAUAUAUAUAUAUAUAUACACAUAUACACACACACACCUCUCAGAGGUAUAAGAAAACAAACUCACUUUUUCUAGCCUUCCUUCACAAGUAAUGUUUUCCAUCCACCUUAUUAAUUUUGAAGCUCGCCUCUGCACUUUUCUUAGUUUUGCAAUAUCUUUAUUUAAAGCUGGUACCCAAAAUUGCACAGCAUAUUCAAUGUGGGUAUGAUCAUUGAUUUAUAAACAGACAAUAAGUUAACUCCGAGCUAUGGACUGACAACCGUCUGGGCCGUUGGGAAAUCAAAUAUAGGUGUAUUAAGUAAAUGUUAAAUAUUACUCUCAAAUAAAACACUGUCAGUGUUUUUCUCUUAAGUGAGAAUUGCUGGGAAAAAUUAAUUUUAAAAUAUAGGCCUAAAUUGUUCUAGAUUGGUGCAUCAAGGUCCUACUGCUUUUGUAUUGACACACAGAAUCAGAGUAAAUUGCAAGGUUACACAAAUAAAAACUAGCUAUUCCUCUACAGGCGGAUAUAAAUAAUGAUCGAAUCAUGAACACUUGAACCCAGAAACAGCUGAAAGGGGUAGAGAAUUUGAUACCCGUUUGUAAGAGUGCAAACAUAAAUUAAUGAUUUUAUAGCAUUCCUAGUUGUUGAUUUUUUUGUGUUUAUGAGCACUGUAUGAGUUUUUCUAUAUUGUAUAAAACUUAACUUAAAAUAAUGGUUAAAGAUUUCACAUAAUCUAUUAAAAAAAAAUCUGUCCUCCUUAUGACUCCUCACUGGUUUGUUACUCUACAUGUAGGAUAAUGUUUUUCAUGAGAUAUAGUGGAUGUUUAUCAUGCUGAAAUGUGACAAAAUCUUUCUGUUUUGCAGUUAGUUUGAUCUUUGCCAUUGCUGCACUUUGCAUUACUGGGAUUGCUUUUGUAAGCAUUGGUAAGUGAAUGUUUGCUGCCAUCUUUAGGCUAUUAUGGGGAACUGCAAGGUGUUUUUAUUUAAUUUGCUGAUCUUUAACUUUAACCCCUUAAGGACACAUGACGUGUGACAUGUCAUGACUCCCUUUUAUUCCAGAAGUUUGGUCCUUAAGGGGUUAAAAUACCAACACCAAAAAUGUUUUGUUAAUAGUAUUAUUAUUUUUACCCUAAUUCCAAAGAAGGAUCUUAAUGGAACAUCACCUUUUUGUGCAAAUUUUCCAUAAUACCUUUGAGGAAUGUUUUUGUGUGGUGCGCAAAUUACAGUUGCCACCCGUAUUGGUGGUUUCGUUGUUUAAUAUGGUGAAGUCUUAUGACCCUUGCCUUUACUACCUCCACAGCCAACACAUUAGGUAUUACAUGUCAAAAUGAAAUAUAUUAAAACAGAUAAAACAUUUAAACAGAUUAGAUUACAACUACUAAAUAAACAUACAUUUUGUUAUCCUGUCUAUUUGACUGCAGAUACCAAAAAUGUUAGGCUUAAAGGAGCACCUUGUAAUUCUUCUCUUGCCUUUAUCCAGGUGCCUUCUACUUGCACGAUUGCAUAUUGGAGAGACACAUUCCUAUCUACUUGCUGGUGCAAGGAAUAGUCUUCCUACUGACUGGGCUCUCACUCAUUAUCUUAUUUGCAAAUGACAAGUUCAUUUUGUUUUUCUUCUUUCUUUGCAUGAUUUCCACCUUUUCUUUCUGCUGGCUCAUUGCAGGUAAGUGAAAAACAACUGACUAUACUCUAGGCGCUAUUGUCAUUAAUUUGAUUUUCAGUAAAUUGAUAGAACCGCUUGUGUUUGACUUGGUGAAGGAACAGGAUAUGCAUGUUCCAAGUGGUGGGGAUCCAUUAAAAAAAAAAAAAAAAAGUACAGCAACACGGUUAUUUAUUUAGCAGUAGUUUAGAACCACUAUACUAGACCAAACAAUGGGUCGUUGUCAUGGUGGUUAAAAAAUGGUAAACCAAUAUUUGCUGUUGGUGUUAAUAAAGUUUAUGAUUGAUAACAUAUACUCAGUAUCUUCUCAAUGAAAUUAAACAUGUUAAAAAUUGAAACAUUGAGUUAAGUUGAUAUGAAGGCCAAUACUUUCAUCCAUGGGACAGAAGUACUGGUUUAUAUUAUGUAGUGAUGCUGAAUACAUUAAUAUUAAUUAUGUUAUUAAAUUAAUAUCAUGCUAUAAUGUUUAUAAUAUUUUUACCUUGAUAAUUAACAUUGCACUGUCUAAUGAUGCUGUCAAAACUAAAUCCCAUCAUUAUACAGAUACAUGAGAAGUAGUAAUUUUUGCAUUGCCAAAACUCCUCAUGAUUUCAGAGAUAAGUGUAAAUACCAUACAUUUUAAGAGCUACAUAAAUUGUGUUGGCUUUCAUCGAUAAUUACUAUAUUAACUGCAGAAAAAUCAUAGGAAGUAGUAGAAUAGUUACAUCGUAAAAUAUUAAACAUAUCAAACCUUGCAAAAUAAAAGCAAACAAACUAAAGUUGAAAUAUAUAUUUAAAAAAGAAACAAAGAAUAACUACACUGAACAAAAUUAUAAAUGCAACACUUGUUUUUGGCCCCAUUUUCAUGAACUGAACUCAAAGAUCUAAGACUUUUUCUAUGUACACAAAAGGCCUAUUUCUCUCAAAUAUUAUUCACAAACCUGUCUAAAUCUGUGUUAGUGAGCACUUCUCCUUUGCCGAGAUAAUCCAUCCCACAGGUGUGGCAUAUCAAGAUGGUGAUUAGACACCAUGAUUAUUGCAAAGGUGUGCUUUAGCCUGGCCACAAUAAAAGGCCACUCUAAAAUGUGCGAUUUUAUCACUUAGCAAAAUGCCACAAGUUUUGAGGGAGCAUGCAGUUGGCAUGCUGACUGCAAGAAUGUCCACCAGAGCUGUUGCCUGUGAAUUGAAUGUUCAUUUUUGUACCAUAAGCCAUCUCCAAAUGCGUUUUUAGAAAAUUUGGCAGCACAUCCAACUGGCCUUACAAACGCAGAACACGUGUAACCACACCAGCCCAAGAACUCCACAUCCAGCAUCUUCACCUCCAAGAUCGUUUGAGACCAGCCGGACAGCUGCUGCAACAAUCAUUUUGCACAACUCGUUUUCUGCACAAACUGUCAGAAACCGUAUCAGGGAAGCUCAUCUGCAUGCUCGUCUUCCUCAUCAGGGUCUUGACCUGACUGCAGUUCAUCGUCGUAACUGCCUUGAGUUGGAAAAUGCUCACAUUCAAUGGUAUCUGCCACUUUGGAGAGGUGUUCUCUUCAUGGAUGAAUCCCGGUUUUCACAGUACAGGGCAGAUGACAGGCAGCGUGUAUGGCGUCGUGUGGGUGAGUGGUUUGUUGAUGGAGUGGCCCAUGGUGGCGGUGGGGUUACGGACAAUGAACAAACACGUGCAUUUUAUUGAUGACAUUUUGAAUGCACAGAGAUACCGUGAUGAGAUCUUGAGGCCCAUUGUUGUGCCAUUCAUUCAUGACCAUCACCUCAUGUGGCAGCAUGAUAAUGCACGGCCCCAUGUUGCAAGGAUCUGUACACAAUUCCUGGAAGCUGAAAACAUCCCAGUUCUUGCAUGGCCAGCAUACUCACCGGACAUGUCACCCAUUGAGCAUGUUUGGGAUGCUAUGGAUCGGCGUAGACGACAGAGUGUUCCAGGUCCUGCCAAUACCCAGCAACUUCGCACAGCCGUUGAAGAGGAGUGGACCAACAUUCCACAGACCACAAUCAACAACCUGAUCAACUCUAUGCGAAGGAGAUGUGUUGUACUGCGUGAGACAAAUGGUCACACAAGAUACGGACUGGUUUUCGGACCCCCCCCCAGACCUCACCAAUACAGUAAAACUGCACACUUUAGAGUGGCCUUUUAUUGUGGCCGGCCUAAGGCACACCCGUGUAAUAAUCAUGCUGUCUAAUAAGCAUCUUGAUAUGCCACACCUGUUAGGUGGAUGGAUUAUCUCGGCAAAGGAGAAGUGCUCACUGUGAGAUUUGUGAACAAUAUUUGAGAGAAAAAGGUCUUUUGUGUACAGAGAAAAAAAGUGUUAGAUCUUUGAGUUCAGCUCAUGAAAAAUGGAGGCAAAAACAAGUGUUGCAUUUAUAAUUUUGUUCAGUGUAUAAUUAGAAUAUAAUUGUGAGCAAUCUCUCUUGUGUACAUUUAGAAAUGCAUUAAAAUAUUAAGACAUUACUAACUCUUUAAUAUUAAAAUAAAGCCUAGCUAUGAUAAUCAACAAUUAUUGUACCUGGGUCACAAUUUCCAGACUCUGGUAAUGGUAAACCGACCUGCAAUUCUAUGAUUCUAACAAAUAUUUCUUCUCUUGUAGGGAGCGUCUGGGUGUUUCCACAUUACACCGCCUACACUGGACAAUGCAACAAUGUUUUGUAUCUCUUUACAUUUUGGGUACUAAUUGUGCAAUAUAUUGGACUCAGCAUUGCUUUCCUUUCAUCUGUCAUAUACGGUUGUUUUAUCUGCAUCAUGCUGUGGGCAUGCAUGGGUGUCAAUGGGUAGCACUCCAGAAAUGGAUGUAAAUCUGUUCCCUGGCCAAAUCAACCUCUGUUUAGCAAUGAAUGCUGACAACAAUGUUGAGAACUAGAGGUUGAACCAUUCAUCAUUGCUUAAAAUGUCGAAAACUACAGGACAUAUUGUGCAAGAUACUGAGAAGAAAUCAUGUGACAUUUUUGAAGGGCUCAAUUUGUAAUCAAUUUUCGCAAAUCUUACUGGAAUUUCACAUUUUGAUAGCUUCAUGUGACUUUUGCAGAAUGCCAUCAAAAGGAAUAAAAGAAUUUUAUCAAACCAGUUUCAAGCUGACAAGCCGACCUUAAAAAUCCCAGUAGAGGAAGAUCAAAUGUUGGCAUGGAUCACGUUUGAAACACAAGAUCUUUUCAAAUAAAACAAAAUAUUGUUAGAGAUAUGAGAAUGAAACACUGUAUGAAGUUGCAAGCCACCUCAACACUGUGCAUUAAUGACUACUGCUAUCUCAGCUCGGUAAAGGGACACUCCAAUUACGCAAUCCAUUUUCAUGCACCUUAAGCUUCGGUUAAAAUAGCAUACCUGGACUGAUAUCAUGAUCAAAAUUUUCAGUUUGUUUAAAAAAAAAAAAAAAAGGAAAAAUUAGUUUAGUUUCACUCCUAGUCUCAAUUCAUCCCUGGUUAUUUUAUUGAUUGAAUUAUUAAGAGUAUUUGGGGGAGGUAGUAUUAAACAAGUGAAUUAAAACUGCAGGCAGCUUCCUUUCACUUGCAUGACUGGCGAAAAAGACUGCUGUAUGUAAAUAGUGAGCCUAUGAAUGAGUAGCAUUGUGAAUGCAUUCUAUUUGCUACCUGGGAAGUUAUCGACUUGGCUUAAAUGGAUUAACUUCAGUGUGAAAGAGAAGGGACAGCUCAGAUACCCGGUAAAGAAUGUAAGAGGGACAUUCAGAGGUGAGUAUUUGCUGUUUAAAUGAAUAUUUUAUCAAAUGUUUUUUUUUUUUAGAUCAUGAAGAAAAAAGUUAUAAACUGAAAUUGGAGUGCCCCUUUAAUUGCUUUUCAUGCUGCAUGAAUUGUCUGCAUGCCGCAUUUUGCACUGGUUCUCAACUAACAAGGCUUCAAAUAAAAGUUUUUUUGCAAAGCUUAACUCCUCCAUAACAUGUACAACAUAAAUGUCACUAAAAACAUUCGAGCACAAAAAGUAAAAAAAAAAAAAAAAAAAAUUCAUGUUAAGAAUAAUAAUGUUUACGUACAGGAAUGUAUUUCAGUUAUAAUGAAAUGCUCUCAAAUAAAGUUUCUUAAAUGGACAUACUAAACAAAACCACGAGAUUUUAGUUUAGUGGUUUUAGUGCAUAGCUCCUGUUCUUUUUCUCUGGCGAUCUAAAACAUUAUCGGUUCUGAGAAAUGGCAAUUUUUACAUUUGUCACUAGAGUCACUUCUUUCUUAUGUCCUUUAAAAAUCAAGGGUCUUCACGUUUGGCAUUAUCAUGUCCAGUGUGAUGACGCCGAAUAAAGUAAAUGCUUCAAUAACUCUCUAUGAGAAGCAUCUGAUUGUCAGAACAAGGCAAUUAUCUAUGAGAAAUAUGGGAGUGGACUGAGAUCAUCAGAAUGCUGUCCAGAAAAGACUGAUCUGUCUGGUGCUGGAUUACAGGUAAGUUUAAAGGAAUACUCCACACACAUAAAGUACUUCAAUGUCAGGAUUAUCUCAUCUCCACUGCAUUAUUAUCAAAGUGCGAAUUUCUAUUUGAAAUCAGCAAUCUUAUAAAUAAUUGCAGAAACACCUCUUUGCCUGUCAGCGAUUCAGGGCUCUAUGAUCUUGUGCAAGCAUGCAACAGCACAUGCCCAGCUGGGUAUUCACACUGAGCUGCACUGCAGUUCAAUGUGAAGACUGUGAUUUGGAGGCCAAAAAAUGGGGAGGGUUUCUAAAGGCACCACAACUUUUGUAAGUUGUUUUUAAAUAUAUCCUCAAUAAAAAAAAAAAAUGCAGCAAUAAAUGCAUGCAUGUUUUCCCACUGAUGUUUAUCAACUAAACUGUAAAAAAACAAAUUGCUUUGGAGUGUUCCUUUUUUUAAUUGUAAAAGGGGUCCACAGUCUAAAGGAACAUGCUAAGGUUACAAAUAAUUACUUUUAGCCUUAGACUGUUCCUUUAAAAACAAGAGACCAUAUUCAGUUAUAUAUAAAUAAUCUGCAAUAUAAAUUGCUAGAGGGCGACAACAGUGUAGUAAAUACUGACACCAAGUAGCGCUUAGCAAUAUGAUACACUCACAGACUUAACUUGCAAUGAAUAGAAUGUAUCAAGGCAGUAUCUCUUUUCGUUUCUUUAUCCAGGUAAACACAUGUCGGAGACAAAAACAUAGUGCAACACUGUAUACAACUCAAAUGGCAAUUUAUUUAGUUGCAUUCAAUGACUUUGUUGGGAUUCUCAACAUCAAUGAUAAGAACCUAAGAUUCACGAAUGAAUUUGGCGGCUCUAGCCUUAAUUUAGUAUAUAAAAUUUAAAAAAGAAAAAAUCAUCGAGAAACUCACAUUUAGAAUUCUAUGCAUUUUCUCCAGAACCUGAGGUUGUGCAUUUCCCACAGUCAUUACACACCAAGACAGACUUUUUUUCUCCUCUUCUAUCUCUCACUUUAUAGCAUAACAUGAUCUUUAGUUCAUCGGUCAGCCUUCUACCGUAUAUUGAUAACCCCUUAAGGACACGAUGGAAACAUUCCAUCAUGAUUCCCUUUUAUUCCAGAAGUUGUGUCCUUAAGGGGUUAACGGCUGAACAACAACUUGAUUUAAAAAAAAAAAAAAGUUAAAACAUGUACAUCAGUACUUGUGAAGCAAAUGCAGAAAUAAUUCAGAUUAGAAAGCAGAAAGGUGGGGCUUAUAAAAAUCAAACUUUUAAUAAAAAUAGAAAAUUAAAGAGAAAAAAAAAAACAGUAAAACUUUAAUUCAAUCUAAACAUUGCACUUACUGUGUUGGUAAC
Messenger RNA from Pelobates cultripes (western spadefoot toad), 20407 nucleotides. The record is from the annotation of a GenBank genome assembly. Lineage: Eukaryota; Metazoa; Chordata; Amphibia; Anura; Pelobatidae.